GUCACUUCCCGUGCUGCUGUCAACAGUGUCGAUGUCAAAACACUUCUUCGAGGAAUCCUCCAACAGAGCACAGAAUGACAGAGCAAUGAGGAAAUUCCAUUCAAAUAGUGUUCACUGGUUGCCCGGUAACCAUAACGUGCAGCCAAGAACAAUGAGUGGUUACAGCCACUGCUCCAGUAUAUAUAGCAGAGCAGCAUGCAAGACACAAACAAAGCUACAGACAAACACUACAAGAAGAUCUGCAGAGACAGAACCCAGAGAGAACAUCCACUACAGCAAUGGGUAUCCUCCUGAGCAGUCUCCAUCAAGCUCUUAUGAAUUUAAGUGGAACCAAGGCUCGUAUCCUCAUGUUGGGUCUCGAUGCAGCUGGGAAGACCACAGUUCUGUACAAGCUGAAAUUCAAUGAAACUGUCUCCACUAUCCCCACAAUUGGAUUCAAUGUGGAAACGGUUGAACCCAUUCGUAACGUGUCCUUCACUGUCUGGGAUGUUGGUGCCCAAGAAAAGAUCAGAGCCCUGUGGAAGCAUUACUUUCAGAACACAGAUGGACUGAUCUUUGUAGUAGACAGUGCUGACUGGGAGAGGUUUGAUGAGGCAAAGAGUGAGCUUGAAGCCAUUCUUGAACAUGAUGAAAUGAGAGGGGUCCCAUUUUUGGUGAUGGCCAAUAAGCAGGACCUUCCAGGUUCCAGGAGACCAUCGGAUGUAGCCGAGGCUCUGGGACUGAUGAAAAUACAAGGUCACAAGUGGCAUGUCCAGGGAUGCUGUGCAGCAACAGGGGAUGGAUUGGUGGAGGGGCUGGAGAUCCUGACCAACAUGGUGAAAGAAUUCCAGAAGAAGAAGCCAUAUUGAGCUGGUGGAAGAGCAGCUAAAGAGCAUCUUAUCUCACUUGAGUACAUGCUUGUUGCAAAACUCAGCUCUGCAUCUUGGCAAACAGCACAAGAUAUGAUUAAAUGCACGUAAUUGACAUGUUGGGUUUAGUGGCAAUUAAAUAAGUGCAAAAACAAAGAUUGACUUUUCAGCUCGCACUGACUUUUCUAACUGCUGAAGAACUACAGUGAAAGGUGAUGGAAGGGGAACUGGAACUCUCCAAUUUAUGGUCCACCUGUGGACAAACUUUCAAACAGAUUGUUGGCAGAACCUUUUGCCAAAGGCUUAGGAGAAUGAAGCAUAAAUUGAAUGAUUCUCUAGAAUGUGCAUAGCAAUGUUAUACUGUCUGCAAAUAAUGUUGCAUUCAAUUGUAUUGUUAAUUUUACAAAUAAAAUCUGUUUAUUUUUCCACAAAAAAAAAUUGUUUAGUUUAGUGUUCAUUUUGUUACAGUCUAUAUAACUAAGAUGUAAGUAAAUACCUGUCUGUAAAUGAAAAAUACUUGGUAAUAUCUAUUCACUAAACAGUUGGUAAAUGUUGUUCCAUGGGGAAAAAAAGGUGUAGAUUCUUAUUAAAAUAUAAAAAGUUGCAUUUUUCCUAACAAUUUUUUAAACCUAUAUUCUUCAUGUCUAUAAAUGUUUACCAUAGGAGUCUAUUAUCUAAGCAAUGAGUUAAAAACCAAACUGAAAAAUUCAGAGCAAAACUGCUUAAGUAGAAAGAAAUAGUUAUCACUGUUG
Messenger RNA from Pelobates cultripes (western spadefoot toad), 1600 nucleotides. The record is from the annotation of a GenBank genome assembly. Lineage: Eukaryota; Metazoa; Chordata; Amphibia; Anura; Pelobatidae.